Messenger RNA from Necator americanus (New World hookworm), 492 nucleotides. RefSeq lists its product as uncharacterized. The record is from RefSeq and is a predicted model, not a curated record. NCBI's taxonomy places the organism in Eukaryota, Metazoa, Nematoda, Chromadorea, Rhabditida, Ancylostomatidae. The coding region runs from base 1 to 492 and encodes 163 amino acids. Gene Ontology annotation, molecular function: nucleic acid binding. The transcript has a single exon.
AUGGCAUUUGGUAUUGGUUUAACGACGCAAAUGAAAGGCAACAAUGGAGAAUCCCUGACAAAAAUGGCAAGCGGCAAUUCAACAUCAACAGCGACGUCUAUCUGGCUUAGCUUGAUCGCCUUAACGCUGCAAUCGAGGCGAAAAGACAGCGCAAAAAAAAACCACAUCGUGUUCCAUCACGAUAACGCCCGCCCACAUGUUGAGCGCCGUGCAAUCGAAUCCAUCGCCAAUAAGGGAUGGGAUCUGCUCCCACAUCCGCCGUACUCACCGACAGUAGCACCAACGGACUAUCAUGUCAGACACUCUUUGAAAAACUGGCAAACAAACAAAGUCUAUGACGACUUCGAUGACUUGGUGGCUGAUGUCAAAGCGUGGAUUACCUCCAAGAAUCGUGACUUUCACGCGCAAUCGACCGACUGCCAAGCAAAUGGGAAGCAGUUCUUGAAAUGGAUGGUGACCAUGCUGUCGAAUGAUCAUUUAAACAUGUUUUGA